ACCACACAGUGAGCCUCACAAUGUGAGUACAUAAUGUUUUUCAAAGCAGCAAAGCCAGAACCAGCACAGCUGAAAGGACCCUGGUCCUGACUGAACCUGGUUCUGACCCAAACCAGAGGACUAAUGAGAUGAUAAAAACAUCUGUGCCACAGGCCUGCAAGAGGAAGAGGAAAGCAGCUGCUUCCGUGGAGACAGAACACUGUGACGGAGACGAGGCAAAGUAGCAGAACAACUGAAGAGAAGAAUGAGGCUGUUUGUGGGGACUCUGGUUCUCAUCUGCCUGCUGUCGUCUGAAUGCAGCGGCUCUCCGUCCUCUCCUCCUGCAGAUGAAUGUUCCAGCAUGUCUGUCCGUCUGCGGACGUUCCGGCUGGUGACACGAUGUAACUUCACCACUCUGAAGGAGAAGCAGCUGAAGGAGAUCCAGGCUCCGACCACCAACCUGUACCUGCCAGUUCUGUACCUGCUGGCCUUCAGUGUGGGUCUGCCCUCCAACCUGCUGGCUCUCUGGGUUCUGGUGUUCCGGACCAAACCACUGCCGUCCACCGUGCUCCUCAUCAACCUGACGGUGGCUGACUGCCUGCUACUGCUGGUGCUGCCGUUUCGAAUCAUCUACCACUUCAAAGGGAACAACUGGGGGCUGGGUGAGCCUUUCUGCCGUGUUGUCAUGGCGGUGUUUUACGGCAACAUGUACGGCUCCAUCUGUUGUCUGGCCCUCGUGGCUCUGGACCGAUACAUUGCUUUGGUCCACCCAUUCGGUGCCAGGACUCUGCGCAGUCGACGAGUGUCCCUGUACAUGACGGCGGCAGUGUGGGCCGUGGUGCUGGCUGCCAUGCUGCCGCUGCUGGUGUCGCAGCAGACGUACAUGCUGGACGAACUGCAGAUCACCACUUGCCAUGAUGCGCUGCCAGAGGAGGAGCAUGAGAGCUACUUCAUGCCUUACUUCACCACCUUGUUUGCCUGCUGCUUUGUGCUGCCCUUCGCCGUUGUCUUGUACUGCCAUGCCGCGGUGCUGCGCACUCUGCUGGCCGAGAGGAAACGCUACGGCCAUGCGGUCCGGGUCACGGUGUUGGUGCUGCUGGUCUUCAUCGUAUGUGUGCUACCCAGCAACGUCCUCCUCCUCCUGACCUACGCCGACAGCUCACCGGAUGGAGACGGCGAGGACGUUUAUGUCCCUUACAUGGUCAGCUUAGCGGUUUGCUCCUUCAACAGCUGCAUCGACCCCUUCAUCUUCUACUUCGUGUCGGCAGAGUUCAGGCAGAAGGCUCGCAGCGCUCUUUGUUGCCGCGGCGACUCUGGAGACAAGCCGUCCUCUCCGGCGAACAUGUCCUCAUCAUCCUCUGGCCAGAGGUCACAGGUCACCCUGCUGUCCAUGUCCAGCCAGCGAGUGACGACUGAGGUGCCGUGAGAGUCACAUGACUGCUGACAUCAUCACAGCUCCUCACAGAAUAUCAAACUGAGAACGUUGUCCAUGUUCUGAAGGCUGUACUGAUCGCUGAUCAAUUAUUUAACCAGAAAUAAAGAAAACAUGAUGAAAGAGAA
This is a messenger RNA of Amphiprion ocellaris (clown anemonefish), 1539 nucleotides long. RefSeq names its product proteinase-activated receptor 4. The transcript is spliced from 3 exons. Gene Ontology annotation, molecular function: thrombin-activated receptor activity. The record is from RefSeq and is a predicted model, not a curated record. Gene Ontology annotation, cellular component: membrane. Lineage: Eukaryota; Metazoa; Chordata; Actinopteri; Pomacentridae. Gene Ontology annotation, biological process: phospholipase C-activating G protein-coupled receptor signaling pathway; blood coagulation; thrombin-activated receptor signaling pathway. The coding region runs from base 245 to 1405 and encodes 386 amino acids.